Molecule: messenger RNA, 468 nt
Organism: Rotaria socialis
Lineage: Eukaryota; Metazoa; Rotifera; Eurotatoria; Philodinida; Philodinidae
Source: the annotation of a GenBank genome assembly
AUGAACACUUCGCCGAACAAGGAUAUCAAUAUUUUCGAUUUACCCAAUGAAAUAUUAGUUAUAAUUUUCAAUAAAUUGAAUAUGAUAGAUGCACUCUAUUCAUUAGUAGAUGUCAAUGAACGAUUUAAUCGAUUAGUAUUUGAUCGUCUUUAUAUUCAUAAUCUUGAUUUAACUGUAAAAUCAUCAUCUAAUUAUAUAUCUUCAAUCAAUAAUCAAAUGCUUGAUGAAGUUUGUGAAAAAAUCUUACCUCGUAUUUAUCAUCAAGUAAACAAACUCACUGUUGAACCACAUUCAAUCGAACGUCUUCUUUUUACUACUGGUUAUCCUCAACUUGAUUCGUUAUCAUUUAUUAAUUUUCAAAAAGAAACAUUUCAUCAAUAUUUAACAGGUAGACAAUUUCAUUUUAUUCAUGUUAAUCAGUCAAACGUAUCUUAUUACGCAGGAUAUGAUGAUUAUAUAUGUUCCUGA